Molecule: messenger RNA, 6921 nt
Organism: Heterocephalus glaber (naked mole-rat)
Lineage: Eukaryota; Metazoa; Chordata; Mammalia; Rodentia; Bathyergidae
Gene: Atp2b2
Product: ATPase plasma membrane Ca2+ transporting 2
Biological process (GO): regulation of cytosolic calcium ion concentration; calcium ion transmembrane transport
Cellular component (GO): plasma membrane; intracellular membrane-bounded organelle; postsynaptic density membrane
Molecular function (GO): PDZ domain binding; ATP hydrolysis activity; P-type calcium transporter activity
Source: RefSeq, a predicted model, not a curated record
GCCGGCCGCGGAUGGUACGGUCUGCAGAGGACCGCGCCGGCGGGCUUGCCACCGCUGCCGCACCGCGACUGGGCUGCCGCCUCGGGCCGUGCGGACCGGCGGCGAUUCUCGGAGCCAAGAGCCACUGCCCCUGACCAUGUAGAUUCCAGCUCUGGGAGCAGCAUGGGCCUCACUGAAUGGAGACUCCUGGGUCUGCAGCCCUGAGCCCCUCUGGUCCCUGGACCUUGCCCCACACUCGGGAACAUUCCUCAGAAUUCACCACCGCUGUUGCCAGCCCACCUCAGCCACUGCCACCCCCUGGGACCAGGAGUCGGCCGCCUGGAGCUGCAGCAGUCCAGUGAGGUGUGCUGAGGACAGCUACACACGCUCCCCCCCAUCAGAAUCCUGGUGUCCAGUGCAGACUCUCAGGCCCACCCCAAGCAGGGACUUCAGCAAACAUGGGUGAUAUGACCAACAGUGACUUUUACUCCAAAAACCAAAGAAAUGAGUCCAGCCAUGGGGGCGAGUUCGGGUGCACAAUGGAGGAGCUCCGCUCCCUCAUGGAGCUGCGGGGCACGGAGGCUGUGGUCAAGAUCAAGGAAACAUAUGGGGACACUGAAGCCAUCUGCCGGCGCCUCAAGACCUCACCUGUUGAAGGUUUGCCGGGUACUACUCCAGACCUGGAAAAAAGAAAGCAGAUUUUCGGGCAAAACUUUAUACCUCCAAAGAAGCCAAAAACCUUCCUGCAGCUUGUGUGGGAAGCACUGCAGGACGUGACGCUCAUCAUCCUGGAAAUCGCGGCCAUCAUCUCUCUAGGACUGUCCUUCUACCACCCGCCUGGGGAGAACAAUGAAGGAUGUGCGACAGCCCAGGGCGGGGCUGAGGAUGAAGGAGAGGCAGAAGCAGGGUGGAUUGAAGGGGCAGCUAUUCUCCUCUCAGUCAUCUGUGUAGUGCUGGUCACAGCCUUUAAUGACUGGAGCAAAGAGAAACAGUUUCGGGGCCUGCAGAGCCGCAUCGAGCAGGAACAGAAGUUCACCGUGGUCCGGGCUGGGCAGGUGGUCCAGAUCCCUGUGGCUGAGAUCGUGGUUGGGGACAUCGCCCAGAUCAAAUAUGGUGACCUCCUCCCUGCUGAUGGCCUCUUCAUCCAAGGCAAUGACCUCAAGAUCGAUGAGAGUUCCCUGACUGGGGAGUCGGACCAGGUGCGCAAGUCUGUGGACAAGGACCCCAUGCUUCUGUCAGGGACCCAUGUGAUGGAGGGCUCUGGACGGAUGGUAGUGACUGCCGUGGGCGUGAACUCUCAGACUGGCAUCAUCUUUACCCUGCUGGGCGCCGGUGGUGAAGAGGAAGAAAAGAAAGACAAAAAAGGUGUGAAGAAGGGGGAUGGCCUUCAGCUACCAGCAGCAGACGGUGCAGCAGCUUCAAAUGCUGCAGAUAGUGCAAAUGCCAGCCUAGUCAAUGGUAAAAUGCAGGAUGGCAAUGUGGACGCCAGCCAGAGCAAAGCUAAACAGCAGGAUGGGGCAGCAGCCAUGGAGAUGCAGCCGCUCAAGAGUGCUGAGGGUGGCGAUGCCGAUGACAAGAAGAAGGCCAACAUGCACAAGAAGGAGAAGUCCGUGCUGCAGGGCAAGCUCACCAAGCUGGCUGUGCAGAUUGGCAAGGCAGGCCUGGUGAUGUCAGCCAUCACAGUGAUCAUCCUGGUGCUCUACUUCACUGUGGACACCUUCGUGGUGAACAAGAAGCCAUGGCUGCCUGAGUGCACGCCUGUGUAUGUGCAAUACUUUGUCAAGUUCUUCAUCAUCGGUGUGACGGUGCUGGUGGUUGCUGUGCCUGAGGGCCUCCCACUGGCUGUCACCAUCUCGCUGGCCUACUCGGUGAAGAAAAUGAUGAAGGACAACAACCUGGUCCGCCACCUGGAUGCCUGUGAGACCAUGGGCAAUGCCACGGCCAUCUGCUCAGACAAGACAGGCACGCUCACUACCAACCGCAUGACCGUGGUGCAGGCCUAUGUGGGUGAUGUCCACUACAGAGAGGUCCCCGACCCCAGCUCCAUCAAUGCCAAGACCAUGGAGCUGCUGGUCAAUGCUAUCGCCAUCAAUAGCGCCUAUACCACUAAGAUCCUGUCCCCAGAGAAGGAGGGCGCCCUGCCCCGGCAGGUGGGGAACAAGACGGAGUGUGGCCUGCUGGGCUUUGUGCUGGACCUGAAGCAGAACUACGAGCCUGUGCGCAGCCAGAUGCCAGAGGAGAAGCUGUACAAAGUGUACACCUUCAACUCCGUGCGCAAGUCCAUGAGCACCGUUAUCAAGAUGCCCGAUGAGAGUUUCCGCAUGUACAGCAAGGGUGCUUCUGAGAUCGUGCUCAAGAAGUGCUGCAAAAUACUCAGUGGGGCAGGUGAGCCACGGGUCUUUCGGCCUCGAGACCGAGAUGAGAUGGUGAAGAAGGUGAUCGAGCCCAUGGCCUGUGAUGGGCUGCGCACCAUCUGCGUGGCCUACCGUGACUUCCCCAGCAACCCCGAGCCUGAUUGGGACAACGAGAACGACAUCCUCAGUGACCUCACGUGUAUCUGUGUGGUGGGCAUCGAGGAUCCCGUGCGGCCAGAGGUCCCUGAAGCCAUCCGCAAGUGCCAGCGGGCAGGCAUUACAGUCCGCAUGGUCACUGGUGACAAUAUCAACACGGCCCGGGCCAUCGCCAUCAAGUGUGGCAUCAUCCAUCCUGGGGAGGACUUCCUGUGCCUGGAAGGCAAAGAGUUCAACCGGAGGAUCCGCAACGAGAAGGGGGAGAUUGAGCAGGAGCGAAUUGACAAGAUCUGGCCAAAGCUUCGAGUGCUGGCUCGCUCUUCCCCCACGGAUAAGCACACUCUGGUCAAAGGCAUCAUCGACAGCACACACACCGAGCAGCGGCAGGUGGUGGCCGUGACCGGGGACGGGACCAAUGAUGGGCCUGCACUUAAGAAAGCCGAUGUGGGCUUCGCGAUGGGCAUUGCAGGCACUGAUGUGGCCAAAGAGGCCUCAGACAUCAUCCUCACAGAUGACAACUUCAGCAGUAUUGUGAAGGCCGUGAUGUGGGGCCGCAACGUCUACGACAGCAUCUCCAAGUUUCUGCAGUUCCAGCUGACUGUCAACGUGGUAGCCGUGAUCGUGGCCUUCACGGGCGCCUGCAUCACACAGGACUCCCCUCUGAAAGCCGUGCAGAUGCUCUGGGUGAACCUCAUUAUGGACACCUUUGCCUCCCUGGCGCUGGCCACCGAGCCACCCACCGAGACUCUGCUGCUGCGGAAGCCUUAUGGCCGCAACAAGCCACUCAUCUCCCGGACCAUGAUGAAGAACAUCCUGGGCCAUGCAGUCUACCAGCUCACCCUCAUCUUCACGCUGCUCUUUGUUGGCGAGAAGAUGUUCCAGAUUGACAGCGGGAGGAAUGCACCGCUACACUCACCGCCCUCCGAGCACUACACCAUCAUCUUCAACACCUUCGUCAUGAUGCAGCUCUUCAACGAGAUCAACGCCCGCAAGAUCCAUGGAGAGCGCAAUGUCUUCGAUGGCAUCUUCAGGAACCCUAUCUUCUGCACCAUUGUGCUGGGCACCUUUGCCAUUCAGAUAGUGAUUGUGCAGUUUGGAGGGAAGCCUUUCAGCUGCUCCCCACUGCAGCUGGACCAGUGGAUGUGGUGCAUAUUCAUCGGGUUAGGAGAGCUGGUCUGGGGCCAGGUCAUCGCCACCAUCCCAACAAGCAGGCUCAAGUUUCUGAAGGAGGCGGGCCGACUCACACAGAAGGAGGAGAUCCCCGAGGAGGAGCUCAAUGAGGAUGUGGAGGAGAUAGACCACGCAGAGCGGGAGCUGCGCCGUGGCCAGAUCCUGUGGUUCCGGGGCCUGAACCGCAUCCAGACACAGAUCCGCGUCGUGAAGGCCUUCCGUAGCUCUCUCUAUGAAGGGUUAGAAAAGCCUGAGUCUCGAACCUCCAUCCAUAAUUUCAUGGCUCAUCCUGAAUUCCGGAUCGAAGAUUCGCAGCCCCAUAUCCCCCUCAUCGAUGACACGGACCUGGAAGAAGAUGCCGCACUCAAGCAGAACUCGAGCCCGCCAUCAUCGCUCAAUAAGAACAACAGCGCCAUUGAUAGCGGGAUCAACCUGACAACCGACACGAGCAAAUCAGCUACCUCUUCAAGUCCAGGGAGCCCCAUCCACAGCCUGGAGACGUCGCUUUAGCUGAGGAUCUGUCACCUGCCCGCUGGCAGCCCUCACGAACCCACUCCCACCUGCCUCCUAGGCACCCCUCCAGUCCCCCACUCACCCAUGCAGCAGGAGCAACAAGGAAACCAAACAAUGGAGAGAAAACCUGGUGUUUCUACCCACAGACCCUUUCCCUGGCUGCAAUGCUGUUUGAACUCUUUUUUUCACUUUGAGGCAGGGGGCAGACUUCCCCUGGGAGCAUAGGGAGCAAGUGAGAAGUUUCCAAAAACAAGCCCUUCCUGGCUCCUGCCUGGACGAGGACCAGCGCUGUCCUGCCCAGCCACCAAGUCCCCCGCAUGAAUGUACUGGACACUUUCAAUCCUCCCCUUGUUUGGUGUUUGGGGGGCUGGGGAGGGUUUUUUUCCAUUUGUUUUCUUAGGCGGGAACUUCAAACAGACUCUUUUCUGAGACUAUUUAUCCAAUCCACUGGUCUGAGUUUUUGAAAUGCUUGCACAGCAUGGUCUCAGUUGUAUAGAUUAAUUUAACUUUUUGAAAUUGCAGAGCUUAAUUCACCUAAUAGAUUUGCACCAAUGGAACUGAAGAACUCAUAGACACUCACAAGGUUAUAUCCAUUUCUUUGUAUCUAUAUCAACGUAUACUUUUCCAGGACUGUAUACGUCCAUAUAGAUAGGUAGAUAUAUAUAUAUAUAUAUAUAUAAAUAUAUAUACAUGGAUAUAUAAAGUUUCUUUGCCGGCAUGUUGCCUUGUUUCUGCUUAAAUUGCUCUAUUUUAACUUAUUUAUGUCCUAAAAAGAAGAAUGUAAUUUGUUUACAAACCUGUAGAUAACGUCUUUGGCUAUUUGUAUGGUUUAAGAACACUGGUGGCUGAGAUGCUAUGAAAACAGCUCAGCCCCACAGACACUUCUCUGGGUUGCAUCCUUGAUGUUUUACAAUAGCCAUGCUCUUAUUUUUGCCUGCCAUUUCUGUUUCAAUAAUGUUACCACUAUGGAAGGCUCCGGCAGAAGCUAGACGCUACUGAGGAUCCAUCCCAAAGGGUUCACUAACAUGCUCCGUAGAUGAAGGGAGAAGAGGAGAGAAGCUUCCUGGGUUUGUAAGUCAAGUAGACAUCCCAGCCCAAGGAUGUCGGAAUCUGCACAGCACUGGUCAAAGGCUUUUCUCUCAAUGAAACUCACUUGAGUUUACCAAGAGCAUUUCCAAAAUAGGUAGUGUUUGGCACUGUCUGUAGAGAGGGUGAGGUAGUGAUAAAAUAUUAUAUGUGGUAUUGUGUUGAUUUUUUUUUGUUUGUAAUUUAGAGGUUUACUUCUUUAUAAAGGGCAGCAUAUGAGUUGUUGGCAUAUUGGAUGAGGAUUAGUAUGGCUUGCUGCUUUUAUCUUAUUUUUGAAGAAUAGCCUUUUUCUCUGCAAUAUUUAGAUCCAAAUGAACCUUAUGAUGUGUAUAUUGAGAUGUAUUCAGUGUGAUUUUUAAACCAAAUUGUCUUCCUGUAGUCACAAUCUAUACUGUAGCCUUCUAACACCAAGUCUUGCUUCCCCAGACAGAAAGCCAUUCUGAAACCCUCCCGUGUCACAGGUGAGAAAGGUGGCUAUUUACCCCAAGACAAUAACAGCACUAGUAAUCCUACUUAAUAAGAGCUUAUUUAAUUGUCUGUCAGCCUCUUAACUGCUAAGCACUUUGUGGGUCUCAGCUUUUUUCAUAAAAGAACUUUUGUAUUUAAUACAAAGUUUGCUUUGAGACUUUUCAGCAUAUGAUCUUUUUUCCAUAAACUUGUACAGUGCAAAAGACAUUUUGAAUACCAUGAUCAAUGAUGUCCCAUGCUUCAAGGAAAACCAAACACUUUUGCCUGGCUUGCAAAAUCCAUUCCUCACGCUGACCCUUGCCACGAUCGCUCAGUGUCAGCCCUGCCUUUGCCCUCCUCCAGGCCCAGAGAACUCUUCCACUAACAAGAUGAGAGCCACUUGGGAACAGAGCCAUAGUCAGCUGGGAGGGCCCAUGUUUAACAGCUAUGGAAAAACCUGUGGGGUUUGGGGUUCGAAGUCAGCCCAUCCCACCUGGAAAAACCUCUCUGUAAGGAGGACCUUCUGUGUGAAAGAGCACCACCUGAAUGUCGUGAAGAAAUCUCUCUGAAUGUAUCCAGCAGAGGACACUGCAUCCCCAGCCACGGGCGACCAGGCCUCAGAUGUGCUUAUUGUACUCUGGUACAAACACCACCAAAGCCUGCCUGCCACACUCCUGGGAGGAAGGACAUGCAGCUGAGAAACCUUGCAACAAGGUGGUUUUUUUGAGUUUUCUUUCUUGUUUAUCCGCCUUCCCUUUCUCUGUUUGCCCAUGUAUCCAUGGGCACAUAUUCCAUGAUGUCCAGACCGUCAAGCUAGCACACCAGGCUCCCUUGUGCUUUGGGGGCAGAACCCAAGGCCAAUGGGAGGAUUCUCCAAGUGGACCUCGCUUGGGGGGCAAGGAGCUGUGGAAGCUACCAAGAAUGCCCAACAUGUGUGUCAGUCUGUUCUUGUCAGGAGUGAUGAUCACCCAUGUGCCCCUCACUCUCCCAUGUUCACACACAUCCACACACGCACACACACAGGAAAUGGAUGGUUUGUCAAAAUUCAUAUAGUACACAAAGCUUGCACUCUGCGUCCUAUAUCUAGCAGCAUGGGGUACGUUUGGCAAUUCACCCCAUUAGGGGGUCAAUAAUUUAUGAUCACUCAUCUGUUUUUAUGAAUUUUUUUAUCUAGACAAUAAUUGUAAAUAAAGAACUCACCAUCUCUGUUCAUUUA